This is a messenger RNA of Candoia aspera, 4029 nucleotides long. It is a transcript of the gene LTBP3, whose product is annotated as latent transforming growth factor beta binding protein 3. Bases 158 to 3601 code for a protein of 1147 amino acids. NCBI's taxonomy places the organism in Eukaryota, Metazoa, Chordata, Lepidosauria, Squamata, Candoiidae. The transcript is spliced from 27 exons. Gene Ontology annotation, molecular function: calcium ion binding. The record is from RefSeq and is a predicted model, not a curated record.
CCGCGCCGCCGCCGCCGCCGCCGCCGCCGCCGCGCCGGGCCCCUCGGAGCGGGCGGCGCUGGCGCGGGAGCGCUUCAAGGUGGUCUUCGCGCCGCUCAUCUGCGAGCGGACGUGCCAGAAGGGCCGGUGCCGGGACAGCUGCAAGCCCGGCAGCAACAUGACGCUCAUCGGCGAGAACGGGCACUCCAUGGACACGCUCACCGGCUCCGGCUUCCGCGUGGUGGUUUGUCCCUUGCCCUGCAUGAACGGUGGUCAGUGCACAUCUGGCAAUCAUUGUCUGUGCCCCCCGGAAUUCACCGGCCGUUUCUGCCAGGUGCCCGUGAACCGCCAGGGACAGCAGGUGCGAGCCCUCAGCGAGGGGGCACCGAUGGAGACGGGCUCCAGCAAACACGCCAUUUACGCCGUACAGGUCAUCUCGGAUCAUCACAGCGACAGCCCCUCUGGGCCGGGUUCGAAAAGCACCGUGAGCCAUUCCACCUUUAUGGUGCCCCUGGGGCAUCAUUCCUCUGAAGUUCAGAUGCACCAGCCGCUGGUCAACGUCCGCGUGCAUCACCCGCCAGACGCCUCCGUGCAGGUCCACCGGAUCGACAGCCUCAGCUCGGAGGGGAGUGGGCCGGGGGGUCCCCACCAUCUGAUCCAGCACCCGGCUCCGAAACCUGCCUACACCCGGCCCCCGACCCAGAAGCCCCUGGGGCGCUGUUUUCAAGAGACCAUGCCCAAGCAGUCGUGCGGGAGCAACCCGCUGCCAGGUCUCACAAAGCAAGAGGAUUGCUGCGGCAGCAUUGGCACCUCCUGGGGCCAGACUAAGUGCCACAAAUGCCCCCAUCUGCAGUACUUGGGGGUGCAGAAGACGAUGGGGAGCGAUUGUCCGCAGGGAUACAAGCGACUCAACAGCACUCACUGCCAGGACAUCAAUGAGUGUGCCAUGCAAGGCGUGUGCAAAGGAGGAGAAUGCUUGAACACUCAAGGAAGCUUCCGUUGCGCGUGUAAACCAGGACAGGUUUUGGGACCUUCGCGCACCCACUGUGUGCCGGAGAAAGCCGGGGAGAGGAGUCUCUGUUUCCGGCUGGUGAGCCCCGAGCGGCAGUGCCAGCACCCCCUCUCAACCAGGCUGACCCGCCAGACGUGCUGCUGCAGUGUGGGCAAAGCCUGGGGGGCCCAUUGCGAGCGGUGUCCGGCCGACGGAACGGCGGCAUUCAGAGAAAUCUGCCCGGCGGGGAGAGGCUACCACAUCCAGACCUUGCAUCAAACCCUGACCAUCCAGGGAGAGAGCGAAUUCCUGCUGCAGAUCCACCCGGAUGCCACCAGCGACUUGCCACAACCGCGCCCAGAGCCCCCCAGCCCUGCUCCCCUGGGCAGCGAUUCGCAGGAAGCAGAAGCUGUUACUCCAGCAGUGUUGCCCAGAUAUGCGACGACUUCAGAAGAGCAAGGUGUACCUUAUGGCAACACCCCGACUUUGGGCCCCCGGUACCCUGUGGUCAUCACCAAGCCCACCAUUGCCGUCGUGGUAAAGUAUCCAGAAGAGGAGAGAAAGGAUGAAUUAAAAAUUUCUCCAACCCAAGAGACUGAGGUUGACAUUUGCAAGUUGAACCCCAACAUCUGCAGACACGGCGAGUGCAUCCCGAUUCGAACCGAACACACCUGCCAGUGUUACCACGGUUAUCGGUUGCAUUCACAGCACAAGUAUUGUGUAGAUGUAAAUGAGUGUGAACUGGAGCUGUGUGGCAACGGGAAAGGCGUGUGCAUGAACACGGGUGGGUCGUACAACUGCCACUGCAAUCGGGGUUACCAGCUGAAAGUGCAGAAGGGCGUCCGAUCCUGCAUGGAUAUCAAUGAAUGCGCCAGGCCCAACAUCUGUGGAGAUGGCGGUUCUUGCAUCAACUUCCCUGGGUACUACAAAUGUGACUGUCAUCCUGGCUAUCGGCUGAAGCCUUCCCGGCAGCCGUUCUGUGAGGAUAUCGAUGAGUGUCUUGACUCGGGGACUUGCCCUGGCGGGAGAUGUGAAAAUAAACCUGGGAGCUAUAAAUGUAUCCCCUGCCAGCCAGGUUUCCGGGCCCAAAAUGGCAUAUGUUCUGACGUGGACGAGUGCUCCGAGGAUGCCACCUGCAAACACGGCUGGUGUGAGAACGUGGCUGGGUCCUUCCGCUGCUCCUGCGGUGAAGGCUUUGUCCCGGCACCCGAUUUCCGCAGCUGCGUUGAUGUCAACGAGUGCCAGAAUGGUUCACUGUGUGCCCAUGGGGUUUGUGUGAACACCCUGGGGUCCUUCAAGUGCCAGUGUCCGGUGGGUUUCCAGGCGGUGAAGGAUGGGCCCCGCUGCAAAGAUGUAAACGAAUGCGACUUCCCUGCUGCCUGUAUCGGGGGCGAGUGUGUAAACACGGUGGGGUCCUACCAGUGUCUUUGCCGGACUGGAUACCAGUUGGAAAGGAAUCGAAAAUGCCAAGACAUCGACGAGUGUGCGAAAGAUCCUGACCUCUGCCAACCGCACGGGGUGUGCGAGAACACCGAAGGCUCUUUUGUGUGCGUGUGCGAUGAGGGAUUUGCGCCUUCCAAAGACCGGCAGAGUUGCGAAGAACUGCCCCACCAUAAGAAAGAGUGCUAUCUGAACUUCGAUGACAGCGUGUUUUGCGACAGCGUCCUUGCUACCAACGUUACUCGCCAGGAGUGCUGCUGCUCGCUUGGGGCAGGCUGGGGGGACCACUGUGAAAUCUAUCCGUGUCCUGUACUCAACUCGAUUGAGUUCCACACCCUCUGCCCAGACGGGAAGGGCUUCAUCCUGGACGACACCGUCCUGAACUACGGCAUCCCGACGCAUCGUGACAUAGACGAAUGUACCCUGUUUGGCGAAGAGAUCUGCAAAGAAGGCAAAUGCGUGAACACCCAGCCAGGCUACGAAUGCUACUGCAAGCACGGCUUCUAUUACGAUGCCAAUCUCUUGGAGUGUGUCGAUGUGGACGAGUGCUUGGACGAGUCCAACUGUGUGAACGGACGCUGUGAGAACACCCGGGGCAGCUUCCACUGUGCCUGCCCGGCCUCAACCACGUACGAUCCUGCCCAGAAGAAGUGUGUUCCGACCAGCAAAAUUGACAAGGUGACCGAUCGGCCGGACGUCUGCUGGCAGCUCCGAGGCGAGGACGGCAUGUGUUCGUCUCCGUUCGCCGGCCGACAGCUGACCUACGAGGAGUGCUGCUGCCGCCGUGGCAAAGGGUGGGGCUACCACUGCCACGCCUGCCCACCACGCAGCCCAGGUUUCAACUGCCAGUCUGCUCCAAGUGAAAGCAAUUCUUUCUGGGACUUCAGUACGCCAUUCGGGGAGGUGCAUAAAGACGCUGACAGUUCAGAAGAGGAUUCAGACGAAUGCCGCUGCCUGAACGGGCGCUGUGUCCGCACCCAGCAGGCCUCUGUGUGCGAAUGUCCUCUAGGCUUCCAGCUGGACACCACUCGCACCCGCUGCCUGGAUAUCGACGAGUGCCAGGAACUAAACCAGCGAGGGCGGCUUUGCAAAACUGACCGUUGCGUGAACACCAGCGGGUCCUACUUCUGCACCUGCAAGGUGGGCUAUUCACGUUCCUGGCCUCGCGGAAUCUGCAUUCCCCAGCGAUAGCCACAGCAUGGAAGGACAGGGGACGGGCCAUCGAAGAGCCACAUUCUUCUCUGGCCCCUGGCUGUGGUGAGCUUCUUCUCGCUGCCCACCUUUGGAAACUGGAUACGGGGCUGGGAGCACUUUUUUUUAAUUGUCUAGUUCAGCAAGGCAGUUCUCACUUUAUUAAGGACCUUUUUCUAAAAAAAAAAAAAGUUGUACCAGCCACCAUGAAGGGGCAUUGAUUUUGCUAUAGAUUUUGUACCUAUCUGUGUUUCUGUUCCUUUAACCCGCUGGAUUGUUAGGGUUUUUUUUUUUAAAAAAAAAACUGCAUUUGGUUUGCACUUGUUUCUAUAGGAUUCAGAAAUAAAAAAAUGUUUUUGUACAUAGUAGACCUUGGUGGAAGGAAAAUAAAAUAAAAGUUCAGAAUUAAUCAGCUAAUUAAAAAAAAA